Pipistrellus nathusii (Nathusius's pipistrelle) is the source of this 672-nucleotide messenger RNA. The record is from the annotation of a GenBank genome assembly. NCBI's taxonomy places the organism in Eukaryota, Metazoa, Chordata, Mammalia, Chiroptera, Vespertilionidae.
AUGGGCAAUCUGCGUCGGUUCCUCCUCUCCCAUGUCUUUAUGUCUUCUCACACCACCUUGGAGCAGGAGGAGCAUUGUGUUAGCCUGUUCACCUCUCAGUUCCGCAGGCUUUCCUGUCUCCAGGAGCUGUAUUUGCAUGAUGUCUCCAUCCUCAAAGGCCGCAUGGACCAGAUCCUCAGCUGCCUGAAGACCCCCUUGGAGACUCUGUCCAUCACUAGCUGCAUGCUCUUAGAAAGUGACUUGAGAUAUCUCUCCCAGCAUCUGAAUGUCAGCCAGCUUAAAGUCCUGAAUUUAUGGAGGCUCAACCUGACCAACAUUCGUUCUGGGCCCCUCCAAUUGCUGUUAGAGAGAGCCUCCCCCACCUUGCAGGACUUGUACUUGGAUGACUGUGGGAUCAUGGACUCCCAGUUAAAGGAUCUCCUGCCUGCCCUGAGCCACUGCUCUCAGCUCAUGACCCUAAGCUUCUGUGAAAACACCAUCUCCAUGACCGUCCAGAAGGACCUGCUUCGCCACACAAUCAGGCUGAGUAAGCUGAAUUGUAUGCUGUAUCCUGCCCCCCUGGAGAGUUACGAGGAAAAGAGCAACAACAUCAUCGACCUGGGCCUACUUGCCCAGGUGCAUGCGGGGCUGAAGCAUAUGCUGCAGGAGUUGGGGCACCCAGGCAUGUUCUAG